Molecule: messenger RNA, 557 nt
Organism: Leptopilina boulardi
Lineage: Eukaryota; Metazoa; Arthropoda; Insecta; Hymenoptera; Figitidae
Product: 40S ribosomal protein S13-like
Exons: 3
Coding region: 55-510 (151 amino acids)
Biological process (GO): translation
Cellular component (GO): nucleolus; cytosolic small ribosomal subunit; ribosome
Molecular function (GO): structural constituent of ribosome; small ribosomal subunit rRNA binding
Source: RefSeq, a predicted model, not a curated record
CCCUGGCGCGACACUAGCGCCACUCGGCCAUUUAGUUCACUUCAAUCGUCAACCAUGGGUCGUAUGCACGCACCUGGAAAGGGUAUAUCCCAAUCAGCUUUGCCUUAUAGACGAAGUAUCGCAACUUGGCUGAAACUUACUCCAGAAGACACGAGAGAUUUAAUUUUUAAAUUGGCCAAAAAAGGCCACACACCAAGUCAAAUUGGUGUUAUUUUGCGUGACUCUUAUGGUGUUGCACAAGCACGUUUUCGUACGGGAAAUAAAAUUCUCAGAAUUCUCAAAGGUUUGGGAUUAGCUCCUGAAAUUCCAGAAGAUUUAUAUCAUUUAAUAAAAAAAGCUGUGGCAAUUAGAAAACAUUUAGAGCGUAAUCGCAAAGAUAAAGAUUCAAAAUUUCGUUUGAUUCUUGUUGAAUCACGAAUUCACAGACUCGCACGUUAUUAUAAACAAAAAUCUGUUUUGCCACCAAGUUGGAAAUAUGAAAGUUCAACAGCAAGUGCUCUUGUUGCUUGAAUAAUAUUAAAAUUUUCAUCAUUUUUCAAUAAAUAGAUUUUAUCAAU